AUGACGACAGCGGCAUCAACCCCGGCCGAGACGGCGGGGCCCUCUCGGCCGUGCAACCGGUGCAAGGACCACGAAGGCACCAUCGACUUGCGGGGUGCCGAGUCUGUGUGCGAGACUUGCUUCGCAUACUACGUCUCCAGCAAAGCUAUCAAGCGCCUCGAGGCCCUGCAGCGGGAAACCGCCGCGCCUAGAUCUACCAAAGGCCCUAGACGGCCGCAGAGGUACUUGGUUGGGUUGUCAUGCGGGCCGUCGUCGACGGCGUUGUUGCACGUGUUGACGGAGAAUGUGCGGCAGCAGCGCGCGAGGGGGCAGAAGACGUCUCGGUUUGAGUAUGUUGCUGUGCAUGUUGUCGACGAUACUAUUCCUUCUUCUGUAAAGAGGGGAGGAGGGGAUGGGGAUGAUGAUGGGGAGGGAAAUAAGGACCCCUAUAUCGCUGCCUUCCGCACCCGCUUCCCAGACGCAAACUUGCAAACUGUCCCCCUGAGCUCCGCGCUCGAUUUACCUUCUAUCGACUGGACCUCCCUUCCCACUCCUCCCACCCCUCAAGAUCCCAGCACCACUCCCUCCCACCGUCUCUCCCAAAUCCUGCACUCCCUCCCCUCCACAACCUCCCGCGCCGACAUUCACCGCCUCCUAAUCCGCCACGUCCUCGUCGCCGCCUCUAGCACCCGGAGCUGCGACGCGCUCCUCCUCGGGCACAGCACCACCUCGCUCGCCGAGCUGACGCUCUCUGAGACAGCUAAAGGCCGCGGGUUCUCCUUACCAUGGCUCGUCAACGACGGCGCGGUACCCGUCCCUUCUAGUCUGAACCACGGGUUCCCUAGCAAUGGCAAUGGCAAUGACGAUAACAAUAAUAACAAUAACAUCGCCACGACCAACGGGGUACCAACAGAGACUGCCGGACACCUCCCCAUCUACAGCCCGCUGCGCGAGCUGUUCCGCAAGGAACUCGUGCUGUAUCUAUCACAGGCGUCGCCGCCGCUCAUCAGCAUUUUACCGCCGCGCGAAGCAGCCAAGAUCAACAAUAGCGCCGGCGCCGGCGCUGCCAACGGGAGCGGGGGUAUAGCUGCGGUAGUUUCGCACCGGGACCUGAGUAUCGACGACGUGCUGGGGCGGUACUUCAGCGAAGUCGAAGCCAGCUAUCCAUCCGUCGUCGCGAACGUCGUGCGCACGACGGGGAAGUUACUACGGCGGCCCGUAAAUGACGACCAUAGUCACGACUAUGAGGGGAAUAUUACAAACAGUAAUGCUAAUAACGGGCGAACCAACUGCGGUCUCUGCGGCGCACUAGUCGACGAACUAGGCGACGAGCGGUGGCGGGGUGAGAUCGGCGACGACGAGGACGGGAACGGGGACAGAGCGGAGACUAGACGGAAGCUAUGCUACGGGUGCCAACGGUCUAUACGCGGAUAG
Molecule: messenger RNA, 1413 nt
Organism: Daldinia childiae
Lineage: Eukaryota; Fungi; Ascomycota; Sordariomycetes; Xylariales; Hypoxylaceae
Product: Cytoplasmic tRNA 2-thiolation protein 2
Exons: 2
Coding region: 1-1413 (470 amino acids)
Biological process (GO): tRNA wobble position uridine thiolation
Cellular component (GO): cytosol
Molecular function (GO): tRNA binding; sulfurtransferase activity
Source: RefSeq, a predicted model, not a curated record